Molecule: messenger RNA, 537 nt
Organism: Cucurbita maxima (winter squash)
Lineage: Eukaryota; Viridiplantae; Streptophyta; Magnoliopsida; Cucurbitales; Cucurbitaceae
Product: mitochondrial import inner membrane translocase subunit TIM13
Exons: 2
Coding region: 73-336 (87 amino acids)
Source: RefSeq, a predicted model, not a curated record
AAACGCGGCCCACAGCCGUCGCCUCAAAUACAAAAGGGCUGUGGUUUAUAGGGUUUUGCAAGCUCCGAACAAAUGGAUUCAUUUUCAUCGCCUUCAAGCGGUUCUUCUUCCCAAUUUUCGCCCAACGAAUUCAGGGACCAGCUCAAGACUCAGCUUGCUCAGGCGUACGCCGAGGAGUUUCUUGAGACCUUAAGAGUGAAGUGCUUUGACAAGUGCAUCACAAAGCCAGGGUCAAGCCUAAGUGGGAGCGAGAGCAGUUGCAUCUCCAGGUGCAUGGAACGCUAUAUUGAGGCCACCGGCAUCGUCAGUAGAGCCCUGUUUAAGACACCACACUGAAAAGAAAAGGUUUUGCUGAAACAUUAUGAGGUCCAGGUUUGAUAUUCCCCGUUCGAUAUUUGUUAUUUAGUUCUUUAAUCUCUCUCUACUAGAUCACAUGGGUCGUUAGUACAGAUCCACUUGAACACUCUAAUAUCUUCCAAGACACGAUCGACGUCAAUGUCGAUCAUUAUUAUCGUUGAAAUGUUUUUGUCAUUCUCC